CGGCGGUGCUGUCCCGCGCCGCUCGCAAAAACUACCUUGCCCACAUGGCCUCGCGCCCGGGCGCAUGAGCUCUCCGCCGCCUCAGCGCAUCUAUUAUGCUGCCUUGCCGAGGCUAAAAAGAAGAGCAACUGGAGGGGACUAUCGGGCAAACGUUGCUGGAGCCGCCGGGGCAAAAGUCAGGCAAGGACUUUGAUUAUUUGGACUAGACUGACCUGGGAGUGGUAUGAGAGGGGCCCUGCCCUUAAGAGCUUUACGGUUGCAUGGUUGGACCCUGGAAAUGGGAUGUCCAUCCCAUUCAGGGAACAUAAAGGAAGAAAGAAAAUCUCCUAGCUGGUGCUGCAGCUUCCGCAACCGGGAGUGAGAUCCAGAGGUGGGAACAUGUCGGCGGUCACCUCAGCGAUCCAGGCUCCUCAGGGCCCUGUCAAUCCACCGCCCCCAGAAGUCACCAACCCCAACAAGCCCGGGCGGAAAACCAACCAGUUGCAGUACAUGCAAAAUGUAGUGGUGAAGACCUUGUGGAAGCAUCAGUUUGCUUGGCCCUUCUACCAACCCGUGGAUGCAAUUAAGUUGAACUUACCAGAUUAUCACAAAAUAAUCAAAAACCCGAUGGACAUGGGGACGAUCAAGAAGCGGCUGGAACAUAACUAUUACUGGAGUGCCAGUGAAUGUAUGCAGGAUUUCAACACAAUGUUUACAAACUGUUAUAUUUACAACAAGCCCACUGAUGACAUCGUCCUCAUGGCUCAAGCCCUGGAGAAGAUUUUUCUGCAGAAAGUGGCCCAGAUGCCUCAGGAGGAAGUUGAAUUGUUACCGCCGGUUCCAAAAGGCAAAGGUCGCAAGCCAGCAGCAAGCGGACAAAGUGCAGGAGCACAGCAGGCAGCAGCCGUGUCCUCUGUCUCCCCGCCGGCCCCUUUCCAGAACGUCCCUCCCGCCGUGUCGCAGACGCCGGUUAUCGCUGCUACGCCAGUGCCAACCAUCACUGCAAACGUCCCGCCUGUCACUGCCCCUCCCGCCGCCGCUCCCCCUCCUCCCGCCGCGCCGAUCAUGCCGGUGGUUCCUCCGACGCCACCGGUAGUCAAGAAAAAGGGAGUGAAGCGAAAAGCAGACACAACCACACCCACCACGUCCGCCAUCACUGCCAGCCGGAGCGAGUCGCCCACGCCGUUGUCCGACCCAAAGCAGGCAAAAGUGGUCGCACGGCGCGAGAGCGGCGGCCGACCCAUCAAACCACCAAAGAAAGACCUCGAGGAUGGGGAGGUCCCGCAGCAUGCGGGGAAGAAGGGCAAACUCUCUGAGCACCUCAAGUACUGUGACAGCAUCCUCAAGGAGAUGCUGUCUAAGAAACACGCUGCCUACGCAUGGCCCUUUUACAAGCCUGUCGAUGCAGAGGCCUUGGAAUUACAUGACUAUCACGAUAUUAUCAAACACCCUAUGGAUCUCAGUACUGUUAAAAAAAAAAUGGACAGCCGGGAGUACCAGGAUGCUCAGGGCUUCGCAGCGGAUAUUCGGUUAAUGUUCUCUAAUUGUUACAAGUACAAUCCUCCAGACCAUGAAGUUGUAGCCAUGGCCAGGAAGCUCCAGGAUGUCUUUGAGAUGAGAUUCGCAAAGAUGCCGGAUGAGCCUGCGGAGCCACCCCCACCUCCUCCUCCAACGGCACCGGUGGUGAGCAAAAGCACGGAAAGCAGCCACAGCAGCGAGGAGAGCUCGUCAGACUCGGACACGUCCGACUCUGAAGAGGAGCGAGCAACCAGGCUGGCUGAGCUCCAGGAGCAGCUGAAAGCCGUCCACGAGCAGCUUGCAGCCCUGUCCCAAGCACCAGUGAACAAACCAAAGAAAAAAAAAGAGAAGGAGAAAGAGAAGAAAAAGAAAGACAAGGAUAAAGAGAAGGAAAAAGAGAAGCACAAAGUGAAAGCAGAGGAGGAGAAGAAGCCUAAGGUGGCCCAGCCAGCAAAGCAGACCCAGCAGAAAAAAGCACCAGCUAAAAAAGCGAACAGUACGACCACAGCCAACAGGCAACCCAAGAAAAGCGGCAAACAGGCAUCAGCAACCUACGAUUCGGAGGAGGAGGAGGAGGGUCUGCCCAUGACCUACGAUGAGAAGCGCCAGCUCAGCUUGGACAUCAACCGCCUACCGGGCGAGAAGCUGGGCAGGGUGGUGCACAUCAUCCAGUCGCGGGAACCUUCCCUCAGGGACUCCAAUCCUGACGAGAUAGAGAUAGAUUUUGAAACCUUGAAGCCCACCACUUUGCGGGAACUGGAGAGAUAUGUGAAGUCUUGUUUACAGAAAAAACAAAGGAAACCGUUUUCUGCGAGUGGGAAAAAGCAAGCAGCAAAGUCUAAAGAGGAGUUAGCUCAGGAAAAGAAGAAAGAGUUAGAAAAACGGUUACAGGAUGUCAGCGGGCAGCUAAACAACAACAAGAAACCUGCGAAAAAAGAAAAAUCGGGCUCUGCUCCCUCCGGAGGCCCUUCCCGUCUCAGCAGCAGCAGCUCAUCAGAAUCCGGAACCAGCAGCUCGAGCGGCUCCAGUUCAGACAGCAGCGAUUCGGAGUGAACGACGGACACUUAAAAACAAAACACAUGGACACGGCCCACACCAAUACUCUGCAGUGUUCCCUUCUCUGGUUAACAUACUGCUCUUGUACCAUGGUGGUCAGGUUUUUUUCUCUUUCUUUUUUAAUUUUUUUUCUUUAAAUCCGGCGUUAUAAAAUAUCUUCCCUUCCCCUCUCCCUCUGCCCGCCGCACCCCUUGCUUUUUAAUAGAUCAAAGAUCCUUUUACGCACGCGUGCAUGUGACACUAGACUUUAUGACGAGUAGGUCACUCGGCCUAAAGUCUCUAAAUAUUUUUUAACUGAGAACAGUCACUUGGAAGUGACUACAACUUUGAACUCCUAACGUGAGGUCCAUUGAGAAAUCAGCAAGGUGUAGUAUACAGGUUUCUUUUGUUGUUGCUUUUUAUUUUAUUUUAAUUUUUUGGGGUUGAUUUUAGUUUGUUCUGUUUGGCAAAGUUCUCUUUUAAUGUACCCCAGCCUGGCUCACUACGUCACAAGGAAAAAAAACACAUUUUUUUUAAAAAGAGAAAUCUCUGUAAAAUGGUACUGUAUCUGAAAGAUGUUAGCUUUUGAACUAGUUGGUGUAUUUGUUAUUAGCACUAGUAUUCUUAAUCUCCAAGUCUACAGUGUGAUGAAAAUGUCAGACGCUAUCAUCUUUUUACAUGGAAAAAAAAACCUCAUGUACUGUGGAUUGUUAAAAUGUAUUUUUUUUUGUUGGGGUGGGAUAUAGAGGCUUAGGCAUCAAAUCAGGAAGGCAUUUAAGCAUGUGCAGAGCUUUUGAACACUUGAGCAGCUGAUUUGGUUGGAAUGUUUUUUCUGCCUUGAAAAGUCCCAUGUGUUGUCCUAUGGUGGUAGGGAAGGAAAUAUUUUUCGAUGGGUCUAUAUGAUGUUUUUUGUUUGUUUGUUUGUUUUUUACCAGAAAAAAAGAAAAAUCCUUUUCAAGGAAAGGCAGUGGACUCCUUGCAAACGGUAAUUUCACCAAAACCCAGGUUCCCGUUGCAAAAUUUAUAAGCAACAGUAGCAGCCCAUACAUGACUAUAGCAGUGAACAAUACAACUCGUGCUCAAAAUCAGACAUAUGCUUAAAUACCUUCUCCAAAUCAGGGGCCUUAGACUGGGUUUUAUAAUGGGGGCGUUACAGCUUCAGCCCAGGCUAAGCCACUUGGGGAAUUGGGGAGGGGUGUCAAAUUCUUUUUUUUUUUCCUAUCAUUUUAUCGGCAACAAGCUCCUGGGAGGGAACACUAUACUUCUGUGUCGUGCAGGGUGCAGGUUUCCAAACACUGAAACUUUUACCUCAAGGGAAAAAAGAAAAAA
Gavialis gangeticus (Gharial) is the source of this 3861-nucleotide messenger RNA. It is a transcript of the gene BRD3, whose product is annotated as bromodomain containing 3. The record is from RefSeq and is a predicted model, not a curated record. The transcript is spliced from 13 exons. Lineage: Eukaryota; Metazoa; Chordata; Crocodylia; Gavialidae. Bases 379 to 2550 code for a protein of 723 amino acids. Gene Ontology annotation, biological process: chromatin remodeling; regulation of DNA-templated transcription. Gene Ontology annotation, cellular component: nucleus; chromatin.